Messenger RNA from Peronospora matthiolae, 1236 nucleotides. Lineage: Eukaryota; Oomycota; Peronosporomycetes; Peronosporales; Peronosporaceae. The record is from the annotation of a GenBank genome assembly.
AUGCGACGCGCGCGUUCGUCGACUCUCGACGCUGGGACGAGUGGCGUUUUCUUCCGCUUGCCGCUCCCGCUGCUCGUGGAAUUCCUCGACCUGCACGAAGCCAUCAGCUUGCUCAACACGAGUCGCUGGCUGCGUCUGGACCGUGUCUUGACGGCCACUGCGCUCGAAAAGACGCGAUACGCGCAGCAUUUUCACCAGAAAUGUGCGGCUGAUUGGUGGCACUUGACGCCUGUGUGGAAAACCGGCGACCGGUUGGCGUUGAGCGACUGGGACGACGUGAUGGAAGACGCAACGCGACCGUCCGAUCUGUGGGCGGACUGCCACGUGCGCACGGCGGCAGGGAAUGCAUUGACGUACUGGAAAGACACGGUACGCGACACGCCCCAGUGGCAACACGUGCCGCUGCUCUCGAUCAUUGACUUUAUGGUGUCCAAGCUCUUGCCACAGAGCUACAUUUCAUUCAAGUAUGCUGCAACAGUGUACACGGCCAGACCGGUGAUUGUCCGACUGCAUCCGUCAGUUGAGAGGCUGAACGGGGAGGAGAAAAAGAGAGAGAUGAAGGACGUUUGCGAUCAGGAUGUUGCACGUCGGAUUAGUGAAGCACUAGGAGCUCAGACAGGGAAUGGGAAACUGACGUCACUCUUUGGGCUGCAUUGGGAGAACAUGAACAUGGACUGCCAGACGGGUGAAGUCACGUGUGCAGUCUGUCAGUUGUAUGCGAACGAAGUCGAGCGGUACCAGCGAAAAGUGGCAGACAUGGUGAAGGAGUGGCGAGCAGCUGUGCAAGCGGAGCUUCCUGGGUGGAAAGCAAAGGGCAUGCAUCAGAUGGAGAUUGACCGUCGGACGUACGAGAUGCGGGAAGACAUGAUUCCGUACAAUGGCUUCUUCACUUCCAAUGUCGCACGGCGUCAUGGAGAUAUCAUCAUUCGGCACAUUUGCUCCUACUGGACGACAUUGGACCAUCUGAGGAUCAACACGCUCGGGUAUCGAGACGCCUCGCAGCUCGUUGCGGCGUUGACUUCGGAUAUAAGGAAACAAUGUCAGCGCUUUGCAAAAAUCAAGCAGGCCAUGACGAACGCAUUUCCAUGUGUUGCGCGAGUUCGCUACGAAGUAGACGAGCAGGAACCUUUUCCAUCAACGAAUCUGUGGCAGAAUGCAGCCGUCACCGAGUUGGUUGCAGGCGUGUCCCAGUCGGGGUUCCUUUGUGGCAUGCUUUUCAUCGAAAAAAGGGUUUGA